AUGGCCACUGCUGUUGACGUCAAGCCUCGGACGAAUGCGAUGAACGACAUCACAUCCUCCGGUGCCGUUAAUGGUGUUGGUCAGUCGCGUCUCGAGCGCACGAAGCAUCGGAGCGGUCGAGACGCGUCGCUGACAAUUCGCCCACUUUAUGAUACCACUCACAGCGCUCGAGAACCUCUUUGAUGAUGAGCCUUCCAAGCCCAAACUUCCGUGAGUACCUGAAUCUACGUGUGUGAACGGGCAAAUCCAACUGACCCUCAGCCUCCAUCGCGCAGUUCGUCGACCGCGACGCUCGAGACGAUGAGCGACCUGUCAAAUCCUUACGUCAUGCUCACCUACUAUCGACGCGUGUUGCCCUUCAAGCAAAUGUUCUUAUGGCUCAAUCAAGCCCAUGGUACGUCGUACUCACUUCUUAAAGCGUACAGCACCUGACAAGAUGUUGUGGAACCCUUCCCGACGCAGUCCCGACGAAGCAAUUCACCCAUCGCGAAUUUGCACUCACGCUUUCCAACGAAGUCUACCUACGUUACCAGUCGUACGCCAACACGGAUGAGAUGAAGAAAGAGAUCGUCAGGUUAAACCCGGCGCGUUUCGAGAUUGGACCCACUUACUCCGGACGAGUGAGUCUUCGGAUUCGCUCCUUGCUCCACCUCGGGGCGGGGGGCCGACAGCUCACCUUCCAUGCCAUGCAUCAUCACUCGAUUAGCCAAAGGACCGUAAAACGUUGAUGAAGCACGCGUUCCGACCGACAUCACGAGAACUCGUUUUCGAUAUCGAUAUGACGGAUUGUGAGUCGGUACAGAAUCUUCGCCUCGGGUAAGGACGUAUGCUGAGCGCGGCCAUUUCACUCUCGUGCAGACGACAACGUUCGAACGUGCUGCAAGGACAAGGCGAUGUGCAAGAGGUGCUGGAGGUUCAUCGCCAUGGCCGUCAAAGUCCUCGACAAGACAUUGAGAAGUGCGUCGUCAUUGUCCGACAAAUCCCGACCAUCGUGCUCAUUUGUUCCGACCCACAGCGGACUUUGGCUUCCAACAUCUUUUAUGGGUUUACUCGGGUCGUCGUGGUAUCCAUUGCUGGAUCUCGGACGCUGCCGCCGUCAACAUGAACGAUGAGCAACGACGGGCAAUUGUCAAUUACCUCGAGGUGAUCAAGGGCAAAAAGUUGGAGCUCCGACGACCGCUUCACCCUAGCAUGCAGUGCGUUGGACGGACUAUAUCUCCGGGAAAUGGAACCUUAUAUUGACCAGAUCCUAGCCCUGAAUUGUGCUAUGCACAGACGCUCCCUCGACCUCCUCAAACCUUACUUUGCGAACGUUGUCCUGCAAGACCAAAACUGUUUCGCCCAACCGGAACAAUGGGAAGCCGCUCUAGCCACCUUACCCGACAAGGAUCACGCCUCCAAACUAUCACAGCGUUUCCCCGCGGAGAGCGAGAACGUGAAUGCGAAAACGUCGACUGAACGUUGGGGCGCGUUGAGGAUAGCGCCACCUUCGAAAACGCACAUUGCCGAGGCAAAGUACCUCGAUGCGGUGGAAGACUUGAUCCUGCAGUACACGUACCCGAGGAUCGAUACGGAGGUGUCGAAGAAGUUGAACCAUUUGCUCAAGGCGCCGUUUUGUGUGCAUCCUGGCACGGGUCAGUUCUGAAACAGUGUUUCGGGCGCAGCUUUUAUGUUUCUGCGUUACUGACCCCGUGUUGAUCGUCGCUCGUUUUCAGGCCGCGUCUGUAUCCCGUUGCUCGCCGAACAAGUCGAUGCCUUCGACCCCGAAGCGGUCCCCACCGUCGGUCAAUUGCUGAUGGAACUCGAACACGUCACCGUCGCGGGUGACGAUUCGGCCAGUUGGGAUAAGACGAGUCUACGCCCUUAUGUCGAGUUGUUCGAACGACAUAUCGAUGGCAUCAUUAAGGCGAAGAACAAGACGAGGAAGGAGGAACAGGGCGUGUCUAUGGAGUUUUAG
This is a messenger RNA of Microbotryum saponariae, 1957 nucleotides long. The record is from the annotation of a GenBank genome assembly. NCBI's taxonomy places the organism in Eukaryota, Fungi, Basidiomycota, Microbotryomycetes, Microbotryales, Microbotryaceae.